This is a messenger RNA of Athene cunicularia (burrowing owl), 1168 nucleotides long. It is a transcript of the gene RNF121, whose product is annotated as ring finger protein 121. The record is from RefSeq and is a predicted model, not a curated record. Gene Ontology annotation, molecular function: metal ion binding; ubiquitin protein ligase activity. The transcript has 8 exons. Gene Ontology annotation, cellular component: Golgi membrane; endoplasmic reticulum membrane. The coding region runs from base 1 to 1053 and encodes 350 amino acids. Lineage: Eukaryota; Metazoa; Chordata; Aves; Strigiformes; Strigidae.
AUGGGUUACUCAGGGCUGGCAACUGGGGUUGAUCUUUCGCACUUGUCCCCAGAGGAGAGAUGGAGGGUGGAGCACGCGCAGAUGCAUGCCAAGCACCGUGGUCACGAGGCGAUGCACGCCGAGAUGGUCCUCAUCCUCAUUGCCACACUGGUGGUGGCCCAGCUCCUUUUGGUUCAGUGGAAACAGAGGCACCCCCGCUCCUACAACAUGGUCACCCUCUUCCAGAUGUGGGUAGUGCCUCUGUAUUUCACGAUCAAGCUGUACUGGUGGCGGUUCCUGGUAAUCUGGGUGCUCUUCUCAGCAGUCACAGCUUUUGUCACCUUCAGGGCAACUCGAAAACCUCUGGUACAGACAACACCCAGGCUGGUUUAUAAAUGGUUUCUACUAAUAUACAAGAUCAGCUAUGCCACCGGGAUCGUAGGGUACAUGACUGUGAUGUUUACACUUUUUGGUCUUAACUUAUUAUUCAGAAUCAAACCUGAAGACGCGAUGGAUUUUGGCAUCGCCCUCCUCUUCUAUGGUCUUUACUACGGGGUGCUGGAGCGGGACUUUGCCGAGAUGUGUGCGGAUUACAUGGCCUCGACCAUCGGGUUCUACAGCGCCUCGGGGAUGCCCACCAAGCACCUCUCCGACAGCGUCUGCGCCAUCUGCGGCCAGCAGAUCUUCGUGGACGUCAACGAGGAGGGGAUCAUCGAGAACACCUACCGCCUCUCCUGCAACCACGUCUUUCACGAGUUCUGCAUCCGUGGCUGGUGCAUCGUUGGGAAGAAGCAGACGUGUCCAUACUGCAAAGAGAAGGUGGAUCUCAAGAGGAUGUUCAGUAACCCGUAUCCUUUCCCUUUGCGUGACAGCCUCAGGGACGAGUCCGGGAGCUGCUGGCUGCUCCUUGGGGCUUGCCCUGGCACCCCGGGCAGGUCGCUGCCAGCCAAGACUGUGCAGAAUCUGUCCCCGGGCUGGGCACGGGGCACCUGGCACAGAUCAAUGGGCCUGACCCGGGGAGGGUGGGAGGCUGCGGCCUCCAGCGAGGUGGCUGGUCCCUUGUCUGAAGGAUGAAAAUGUUCCCAAAGCCCUUCUCGGUUGCCCCUCCCCAGCACCUGCCUGCUGGUGGGAGGGCUCAGCCCCACCUGUCCUGGCACCCCCUGCCCACCAGCAGGAGGGCUCAGACCCC